GCGCUUAACGGACAGCUUCUGACGCUCGAGGAGAGAGGGGAGCUUAGAUCACGAGCAGGAGCCCCGUUAAUCUGCGCUAGUCUUGUGAAAACGAGACACACCGUCGCCCUCUGUCCGGUAAACUAGGACAGCCGAGGAAACGGAUUGAAUUCCCUUACAGCUAACUUGUUCCCUUUCGAAACCCCAGCGCGCGCUGCGCUUGAAGAAACAUCUUUAACCGCCACAUUUUGUCCAUCCCGCUAAUGGCUCAGGAAUAUAAAGUUGUAUCACUUUUAAUCGACUGAACAGAUUAUUUAUUUUUUGACAGAAACAUCUGGAGUUUUUCGCCAUUUGGUGGCACUGGCUUGGAUAUACACGCGCGCGACUUGAUUUCGCGCCGUUUUUUCCCGUCGUUCUCCUUGUUACUUAGUGUGGAAUAUCUGAGGACUUUAUUCAACGCUCCUGGAAGAAAGAAAAACAGCUCGAAAAACAACUUUAUGGAAAUUUGAGAAGUUUUAUUUAUUUAUUAUUAUUUUCCUUAUCAAGUACGCAUGAUAUUACGAUGUGUGUGGUGGUGGAGUCUUCGCCGCCCCUUUUAGACCAGAAUUAGUCAGUGUGGUCCUGGAGUAGAGGCUAGAUCAGUGUCUUCUCGAUCUCGCGCACUCUCCUCACUAUCCUUUUCCUAUUUCCCCCAAAGGUUAUUUGUCUAUACCCAUGGAGUAACUGAUAAGGAAAAAGACUGAACGACAAGGUGUCUUGUUUUUUCCACCGCCUGUAACUGACAGGCGGUUUAGGGUUGGCUCUUCUCUGGAGAAUGCUCAAUGAUCGAUGGGGAACCAUGAACAGCUCACCGGAACUCGAAGACGGACAGCGGGGCAAAAAUCAGACAUUCUGUGAGUGUGUGCCCAACUCCUCUCAGCUCAAACACCGCUGGUCAGACUCAGACACAGUCAGACAAACACCGCCCAAGAGGAUGAGUUGUAGCUAUCUGCUAUGUACCAUCUUGCUCUUCGUGGCCGUUCUGCUCGCAGUCACAGUGACGGGAACCAUUCUUCUUAUGAACCACUACCAGGCUCCCCCCAUGUCAGAUGGUCCGCCACAUAUUAGCACAAAUCAGGACGAAGCCAAUGCGUUGGUGACAGUCGAGAGAGGUGAUGGAUCACGCAUUAAUAUCUUCAUCGACCCCAACUGCCCUGAUUAUAACAGUAACUUCUUGCGGCUGGAAGGCGUGCAGACAUCUUUGCUGCACUCGCUCACCGACCACGAUACGGAUCUCAAGUCCGUCAAAGGUCAGGAUCGAGCGCUAUUGGUCAACUUGGCAGAGGAAGUUGCUAAGCUGUCAGCCCAUGCGGGCCAGCUGAAGAUGGACUAUGAGUCUCUCAGACGAGGACAAGGCAACCUGGGACAGGACCUGAACACACUGCAGACUGAACAGAGCAGACUUAUACAGCUGCUGUCCGAGAGCCAGAUUAACAUGGUGAAGGUUGUCAACUCUGUGAGCGAUGCUCUGAGUGCCAUGCAGAAGGAAACAGGCGGUCUGAAGGCCAGGGUGAAGGCUGACCUGCAGAGGGCACCAGUCAGAGGAGUUCGCCUUAAAGGCUGUGCUAAUGGCUCUCGUCCACGGGACUGUAGUGAUAUAUAUGCUAGCGGUCAGAGGGAAGAUGGCAUCUACUCUGUUUUUCCCACUCAUUACCCCGCCGGCUUUCAGGUCUACUGUGAUAUGAGCACGGAUGGAGGCGGCUGGACGGUGAUCCAGCGCAGGGAGGAUGGGUCUGUGAACUUCUUCAGGGAGUGGGACUCCUACAGAGAAGGAUUUGGCAAAAUCACUGGAGAGUACUGGCUUGGGUUGAAACAGAUCCAUGCUCUCUCUAUCCAAGGAAACUAUGAAUUGCGCAUAGAUCUUGAAGACUUUGAGAACAGCACAGCUUUUGCGCAGUACGGUGUGUUUGGAGUCGGGCUGUUCUCUGUUGAUCCUGAGGAUGAUGGUUACCCCCUCACCAUUGCUGAUUACACCGGCACUGCAGGAGAUUCGCUGCUAAAGCAUAACGGAAUGAAGUUCACGACGAAAGACAGAGACAACGAUCAUUCAGAGAACAACUGCGCUUCGUUCUACCACGGCGCCUGGUGGUACCGCAACUGCCACACCUCCAACCUGAAUGGCCAAUACCUGCGCGGACAGCACACCUCGUACGCCGACGGGAUCGAGUGGUCGUCCUGGACCGGAUGGCAGUAUUCACUAAAAUUCACAGAAAUGAAGAUUCGACCAACACGCGAAGAGCGAGAGAGCAAGUAAACAUGCAAAAAGUAAUAUUUAAAGGUGAGAAAGUGAAAAAAAAAUAAAAAUAAAUGUUUAAAAGACUUAAAUAUAGGACGUCCGAUGUGGAAAACAACAAGGACAUUUGUUGUUGCUGAUCUGAAAGAGAGCUUUCUGUUGUCCUGUUUAUUAAUUUGGCUAAAAAGUCACACUGUGGUGUGACUGUGCUGUAAGUCCUGCCCUCCAUGUGACAAUCUCUUCAUCAUCAGGCCUUGAAGUUUCUUCACACCCCAGCUGUCAGAUCUCAGCUCUGACUCAACUGCUCUUCAGUGUCAUACUUCAGUUCUGAUAAAAAUGACACUGAAUCAAGUGUACAAUUAUGUUGCCACUGGUUAGAGAAAUAAUUAAUAGAGGACUAAGUACAACAAUGAAAUGUUGGAAUGGUUCCCGUUUCCAUUCUCCCCUGUAUUGUUUAACGCACAACUACGGCGAACACACGCCAAGACCAAAUCUCCGCUAAGUCUUCAUUCUUGAAGAAAGAGGUUAGGAUAAAAGAAGAAAGUGUGGAAGAUGGGAGGGAAAUGAGAGAAAGAGGCAGUCUGGGAGGAGAGGAGUGCAAAGCUUUCUGUGGGAGUUUGUUUCUCAUCUGUCUGACAGGCCAUUAGUGAGCAUAUUGGCCACUUUGUCUGAUCGCCAUUGCCAAGUGAUCAUCAGCAAGGCUCUUUAUCACGCACAUACGCAGAUGGAAGCUGUUUAUGUGUGUGAGAAUGAGAUGAAAAGGAAACGUGAUAUUGUCUCGUCUACUUUCCGAGCGCGCAUUUUUGACUCAGCACAAGUUUGAGUGUUCUCUGGGAAUCUCUUUAUAGGCCCGACGAGCUCGCUCAUGUGUUUACUUAGCACUCAUACACAUGUCAUUUGUUCACGCAUGACUUCGGACCCCGUGUCAAAAUGCUAAUUUAAACGAGCCACCCUGCCGUCUUUUAUGUGCGAACGCUAACGUGUAUAUCAGCACAUUCACUGCCGUCUCUCUCUUCAACUCACUUUCCAAAGGUCAGACAUCUCGAAUGUGAAUAUUGUGCUUCUUUCCCCUCGUGUCCCUCAAGCACCUCCCUUCAUCUCUCGCCCUUUCUUUUUUCCCCUCCCGGUCUUCUUCUCAUUUGUUCUUUCUCUGCUCUUCCCUCACUCCUUCAGUUUGUUUUCUUUGGUCCCCUGUGGAAGUGGAAAAGGUCAACGUGUCAUUUAGUACAAUUACUCUGCUCAUUGUUCUCUCUUCUUUGCUCUUUUCUGACUUUUUCCUUUUCUCGCGCUUCUGUUCUUGCCGCUUCGGUUUCGUAAUUCAUCCCUCUCUCAACCUAAUUAUGUUUUAAAAUCUCCAUUAUCACGAUGAUGGCAAUUUAUUUGUACUUUGUUUAUAUUGUGUAAUUUUAAAUUCAAAAAAGAAAGAUUUACAUAUUUAACAUGAUUAACGCACUAACAAAACUUUUGUUCGCUCCCCUGUUUGUUGUUUUUUUAUGUAUAAAGACAAAAGAAGUUUUCAGGCUGAUUUGUGAAUGAACUUGUGUAAGUAUGAACACUGAUUCAUUCAUCUUGAAUUUUGCGAUUUUUACUUUAUAAAUGUACCAAAAGCUUUAAGAUAUGUGUAGAUUUCAUGUACAAUGUGUAUGUUUUAGAGACUUUUAGCGCAUGUGAAAUGUUUUCUUACGGGAAAAAGCACACAAAUGAAACAAUGUACAAUAGAAAAGGUCCUCGAAAUGUCCUGCUAAUGCCUCUAGUCAUGUGACUGGGAUCGAAUGACUGAACUGAAGUCUCUUGGAUGGACUCUUGUUUUAAAUUCUGGUCUGACAGAAGUGCAGUUAAAAUCCAUUAAAUCUACACCAACAAAUAAUGAGCACAUCACUCGAGAAAAUAUGUGGGAAGAUGACUGCAAAAACAACAUUAUAGGAUGUUGUCAAGACUCUUAAAUGGACAUAAGUGAGUGCUCGUCUUUGUCUCUGGAGUCUCCUCUUAAGUUUGCACCACUUUAACUACAGAGUUACCUCUGUCGGUUUGUGUCUCCGUUGUGUAUUUUCUAUGUUCUCUCAACUCUGAUUUCCCCCUCCUCUCAUUCUGUGGAAUUACAUUGCAAUCAGCCUCUUUUCUCUAUGUCAUCAUUUGCUUCAAAGUUAACCAUGCUGCCUGUUCAGCUGUCAAUAACGUUUCUCCAGUGCGUUGCCAUGGUAAUGAUCCCCUGAACAAAAGCUAACAGACUGAACAAAGAAGGAAGGAAAUAGAUGUUAAAUGAUGUAACAAAGUCAUGAAACCGAGUCAAGAAAGGACAAAAAGAGUGCACAGUUAUAACGGGACAGAUUAAAAUUUAAAAUCAUUUGUAAUUAAGGGUCUCUGUGAGAAUGAGUGUGCGGAAAUGUGUGUGUGCGUGACUGAAUGAAACAGAAAAUAUACUUAUAAAGAAGAAAAGUGAAUUGUUACUUCUGUGUAUGGCAUUGGCUCUUCAUAUUGUGUGCAUAUUAAAAAAAAAAACAAAACAAUAAAUAACAAAUAAAAAGA
Ctenopharyngodon idella (grass carp) is the source of this 4777-nucleotide messenger RNA. It is a transcript of the gene fibcd1b, whose product is annotated as fibrinogen C domain containing 1b. Bases 794 to 2272 code for a protein of 492 amino acids. The transcript is spliced from 8 exons. NCBI's taxonomy places the organism in Eukaryota, Metazoa, Chordata, Actinopteri, Cypriniformes, Xenocyprididae. The record is from RefSeq and is a predicted model, not a curated record.